AUGAGCCUGUCCGUUGCCGCGUCCACGCAGUCGUUGUCCGCAGAGGUCGUUUUCGACCUUCUCCAAAGGGUCCGCCAAAAAACGCCGCGCGUUCACACCAUCACCAAUGCCGUCGCGCAAACAUUUACCGCGAAUGUGCUGCUGGCGAUCGGUGCCGUUCCCUCAAUGACAAUCUCCAGCGAGGAGGUGGCCGGAUUUGCGUCGAGUUCGGAUGCGCUGCUUGUCAAUCUCGGCACGUUGGAUUCAGCCAGGCGAAAGGCCAUUCCGAUCGCGAUCGAGGCGGCCCGGGCCGCCGGUCGUCCCGUCAGUGUCGAUCCCGUCUUUGUCAACCGGUCUCCCGUCCGAUGCGCCUAUGCGCGAGAGCUCAUGGCAUUCAAACCCGAACUUGUGCGACUGAACGAACCCGAAUUGGCCGCGCUGUGCCCGCAGCGGUCGGAUGUCGAGGCGCUGAUCGGAUCCGGUACCGUUCUUGCCGUGACCGGCGCUGAAGACAAGAUCGAAAGCCAGGGUGAGGACUUUCGCCUGCAAAACGGCCAUCCGCUGCUGGCAAGAGUUACGGCAACGGGCUGUGCCGGUGGUGCGGUGCUGGCGGCCUUUGCGAGUUUGGAAAGUGACAUUGCCCUGGCCGCCGCCGCCGGUCUUUCGGUCUUCAAUAUUGCCGGUGAAAUGGCAGCGGAGCGGGCAGGUGGUCCGGGAAGUCUCGUGCCGGAGCUGCUGGACGCGCUCUAUACGAUGACAUCCCGCGAUGUCGAGAUCAGGCUGAAGUCGGUCUGA
Molecule: messenger RNA, 774 nt
Organism: Effrenium voratum
Lineage: Eukaryota; Dinophyceae; Suessiales; Symbiodiniaceae
Source: the annotation of a GenBank genome assembly